CUAGAUGCUCACACUUAAAGUUAGUUGUACUGUUUAUAAAUAUUGCCUGCCCCAUAUUUCGGUUCCAUAAGCAAUGUGUUGGCUAAGGAAAUGGUGAGUAUGCGUGGAGAGGAACUCGAUUUCAGAGAUAACGGGUCCAGAGGCUGAAAGUUGAGGGGAAAUAGUAAAAAUUGGACAAAAUGGAGGAGGAGGAUGUACGGAAAAGGAGGGGUAAUAGUGAUACAAGGGACACGUGUCCCUGCUUCGCCAGGAUGGGCUAUCGCCUGGCUAAUAAGCUACGGAUUCGUAAUCAGCUGAUCAGAGAAUUCUUGGCGGAAUUUCUUGGAACAUUCAUUCUUAUCGCAUUUGGAGACGGUUCUGUUGCUCAGUUUGUUCUAAGUAAAGGAGAAGUUGGAUCCGCCCAUUCUAUUCACUGGUCAUGGGGCGUGGCCGUCAUGAUGGGUGUCUAUGCAUCAGGGGGCGUGUCAGGGGGUCACAUUAAUCCAUCAGUAACAUUAGCAAUGGCAGUAAUAGGUCGCCUCCCUUGGCACAAAGUUCCUGUCUACAUGCUGGGGCAAUACUGUGGAGCAUUUAUAUAUAUAUAUAUAUAUAUAUAUAUAUAUAUAGAUGCCCUAGACCACUUUGACGGAGGCACAAGGAUGGUCGUCGGUGUAAAUGGUACAGCUGGAAUCUGGGCCACGUACCCCCAAGAUUUUGUGUCUAUCCCCACAGCACUGGGGGAUCAAAUUUUUGGUACAGCACUUCUUCUGAUUUGUGUUAUGGCUAUCACAGAUGAACGAAACAUGAACCCCAGUAAAGGCCUGGUACCGAUCUGUAUAGGGCUGGCCGUAUUCGUCAUUGGAAUGACCUACCACCUUAACUGUGGUUAUGCCAUCAACCCUGCUCGAGAUUUAGCGCCUAGAUUGUUCACAUUGGCAGCUGGAUGGGGUGACGGUACUUUUUCCCACCGAGAUUACGGGUACUUCUGGAUCCCAAUACUUGGUCCACACCUUGGUGCUAUCAUAGGAUGUGUUCUCUAUACAAUACUUGUUGGUCUCCAUUGGCCUCCAGAAUAUGAAAUUUCCAGCGGAGAUAUAGAAAUGUCCAAGAAGAAACAAGACGAAAACAAAGAAUUCACAGAUUUAAGAGAGGCGUAGAAAGUAUAGCUGUAACACGUGUUUGUAAGGAUGGCAGCAUAAGAUGAUACUUCAGUAACGGAGAGACAAUAUAUUACCACAGAACGACGAUAAUUUAUAUAAACCACCAAGCAUGAAAUGUACAGUACUGGAGAACGUGUAUACCCUAUACACACGGAUCAAAGACGACCUAAAAUUAUCUGAUCGAUGUUUCUGUUUAAAGAAAUCUUGCUCACUCCUCCUUACUGAAAGUACUCACAUAAAUUGAUUAUUUCAGCAAAGAGUUGUAAAAUAUGUUUUCAAAUAUUCAUUUUCAUUUGUUUUUCUUUAAUAUAUGCUGUGAUGACUAUUUAAUGAACAGAAAGAAAACAUAAUAUUUUUUUAUAUGUUAGUCCUUUUACAUUUACUCAUUAAA
Saccostrea cuccullata (small rock oyster) is the source of this 1530-nucleotide messenger RNA. Its product is annotated as aquaporin-10-like. Gene Ontology annotation, molecular function: glycerol channel activity; water channel activity. Gene Ontology annotation, biological process: water transport; glycerol transmembrane transport. The coding region runs from base 180 to 1136 and encodes 318 amino acids. The transcript is spliced from 8 exons. Gene Ontology annotation, cellular component: plasma membrane; basolateral plasma membrane. The record is from RefSeq and is a predicted model, not a curated record. NCBI's taxonomy places the organism in Eukaryota, Metazoa, Mollusca, Bivalvia, Ostreida, Ostreidae.